GUGGAAAGUGCCCGAACUGUGGUAACUAAGGCCGCGCUAGUGUCCUGCCUAUAUAGUACACUUGCCUUUGGCGAGGCGUGCAGCGAUCAGCGCGCGACAUUGAAGUUAGUGUGCAGCCCGAUUGUUCUUUCAAUAUCACGUUUGGAACGGACAAAAUUCAAACAUGGAAAACAGAAAUCACGGGCCCGAAGAUGAGACCUCUAUGGAAGCGGAUGAGCUAGUGGAGUAUGCAUUGGAGGAGGAACUGGAAGAGGAACAGGAGGAUGUCGUGGAGCCGAUAGCCCAGGAAGAGUUGGAGGAUGAGGAAGAGGAGGUGGAGCAGGAGAUUGAGGACGUGGCGGACGAAGGUGCUCUUUCUGAAGACGCCGCCGAAGAGGUUUACUACGUCGAUGAGGAACACGAAGAGGACAACGAUGAGACGGGGAGCACGGCGGAGGUUGAACGAAGCAAGCCAGCAGUCGCGGGCACGAAACUACCGACAGUGUUAUCAACUGCGUGUGCUAAGAUGCCAGCGACCAGUAAAAUCAUCAGCCAAGUGCCGGCUCGACAACCCGUGGCAAGACUGAACAGUGUAGUCGUGAUGCCGCAGUCGUCCAGGCCAAUGCAGGCCAGUGCAACGAUGAAGCUGCUGAACAACACAAAAAAGACGACAGCGGCCGAGACCACGUCCUACCAUCUCGUGAAUGCCGAUGGUAAAGUGAUAAUGAAGCAAAACGUUAUUAUUCAACCGCCGGGCCCCGCGGUUCUGAAACGGGCCAUACCCCUCCCGAGCGGACAGCAGCAGCCCGCGACGAAGGUUAUGAUUGAUUCGAAAGCACGCAUCGUUCAGAUUCAACCGAAAAGUGUUCCCUCCACGUCCGGUGCGCCGGUCUUGACGAAAACAGUGACCCUUACAAAAGCAGCCCCUCCGUUUGCGGGUUCGAAAACACUCACAGUGAAAACACUGCCAUCAGGCACGGUAAAGAUGCUCGCUCAUCCUUCGCCCACUGCGGCGUCACCGACCACUUUGCGUGUCGCCAAAGCGGCUCUCCCCGGUCAGGGAACGAGUACAUCGUUGAUAGCUCCUAGAAUUAUCAAGACCGGCACCGGCAAUGCUGGUGAACCGACCAAAAUAAUCCUGAAUGCGGGCAUGAACAACAGUGCUGUUUUGACCAAAAAGCCGGUCCCUGCCGACGGUCACGCCGUCAAUGUACCCGUUGUGAAAGGGUUGCAGUAUGUGCGUGUAGUGAACCCAAUCCCGUCUGGUUCUAAGUUUAUCGUGCAGCCAACAAACAAGACCGGCACCUUUACCGCCGUUGGCCACCAGCUUCGACCGACGGGCGCUGCCCUCGCAGCAGCGUCAUCGUCAUCAACCGGACCAUCGAAGAUUAUCCUGCAAAACAAUAAAGCCUAUGUGGUACGUAAUGGUUCCGUUCACGUAGCCUCUACACCGACUACCACGUGCAGCAUGCUGCCGGUUCUUCCUGUGCCACGAAAACUUGUCAUAAGUGGCAAUAAAAUCCAGACGCAGGAAAACGUUGGCACAGGGAUAGGGACACGAAUCUUUGUACGGAAGGAAGAUUUUAAACCUACCCAGAAGCAUAUUCAUCACACGGUCGUAGCGACUCCUAAGCCGGCACCGAACGGAGCCGGUUCGGUGGUGAAGGUCACCGACAAGGGUGAACAGAAGAAGCAAUUCAAAGAGGAGGCUGAAGUUGUUGCUACGCCAACAGCAAGUCAAAAAAAUGUCUACGUUGGCAUGGAGCCGGAGGAUCUUGUCAAAGAGGAGAUGUCCAAGUUGGCGGAGGAGGCCGAAGACCGCAAACCAGACUCAUUUCCUGGAGAACUGUACAAAAAGCGAUCCUGCAAUUGCACCAAGUCGCAGUGCCUGAAGCUGUACUGCGAUUGCUUUGCGAAUGGUGAAUUGUGCUUUUCCUGCAACUGUAAGGACUGUCACAACACGCAGGAUUUCGAAGGCGAUCGCCAGAAGGCCAUUCGAAUCACGCUCGAGCGUAAUCCGAAUGCGUUUAAACCGAAAAUUGGCUCCAUUGGCACGCGGGACGCUGGCAAACGCUUACAUACUAAGGGGUGCAACUGCAAACGAUCAGGCUGCCUCAAGAAUUACUGCGAGUGUUACGAGGCCAAAAUUCCUUGCUCUAGUAACUGCAAAUGCGCUGGUUGCCGAAAUACCACCCAAUUCGUGAACGAAUUUCAGUUCUGCAGAGGUUCCCCCAAUCAUCUGCCUCGGUUCGAAGGGCAACUAGCUAACUCGGGAGCAUUCAACAAAAGUUCUCAUUUUGGCAACAUUAAAGAUGAAGUGGACGAUAUGAUGAAAAGUUUCGGAGAUACAUCGUUCCCCAUGGACAUCGAUUGGUCGAAGGUGCAGCCCAGCAAGCAGCCGCAUAACUUCAUGACGCCGGACGUGAUCGAGGCCACGCUACAGUGCAUGAUAGCCAGAAACGACGAAUGCCAGCGGCGUGGAAGCAGCAUACGCACGACGGAGCGUUUGGUGCUGCAGGAGUUUAACCGCUGUUUGGUGGAAAUCAUGGACUUUGCGUCGGCCAUCGACGCAGACGACACCGCAGGUAGCCUAGCUACCGAGACGUAAGAAGCACCCAUCCAAACGAUGUUUCCACUGCUACGCGUAUUUUCUGGCCUUUUUUGAAAUAUGUUUUUCGUAACUUUUUUUCGCAACAUUAUUGGUGUGCUGUAAUGUGGUAUCGUAACAUCAGUGUAUUUAUUGCCAUUUUUACCCAUUUUCUUUCUUAAAAUUCAAUCGAAGUUAGUGUCGAAGUUCUAACGUAAGUUGCAAAUCUGAACUGAAUCAUCGGCACAAUGGGCAAUGGAAUUUGGCAUCUUGACACGCAUUGUUUACAAACCAGGGAGGAUUGCAAUUUUUGUAUUAAGAGCUGUGCGAAAUUAAAUUCAACUUAUCGCAAUUCAACGGCAAGAACUGCUAUGGAAGCAACCGAUGGAUUCGAGUUUCUUUUAUCGAACAUUAUUCAGUAGA
Molecule: messenger RNA, 2989 nt
Organism: Anopheles bellator
Lineage: Eukaryota; Metazoa; Arthropoda; Insecta; Diptera; Culicidae
Product: protein lin-54 homolog
Exons: 5
Coding region: 164-2587 (807 amino acids)
Biological process (GO): regulation of DNA-templated transcription
Cellular component (GO): nucleus
Source: RefSeq, a predicted model, not a curated record